This is a messenger RNA of Nematostella vectensis (starlet sea anemone), 1770 nucleotides long. Its product is annotated as synaptotagmin-15. Gene Ontology annotation, molecular function: phosphatidylserine binding; clathrin binding; calcium ion binding. NCBI's taxonomy places the organism in Eukaryota, Metazoa, Cnidaria, Anthozoa, Actiniaria, Edwardsiidae. The transcript is spliced from 5 exons. The coding region runs from base 437 to 1501 and encodes 354 amino acids. Gene Ontology annotation, biological process: synaptic vesicle endocytosis; regulation of dopamine secretion; calcium ion-regulated exocytosis of neurotransmitter. The record is from RefSeq and is a predicted model, not a curated record.
AUGCCGGAUUAGGGUAACAAUAUACGAUAUUAUGUGAGAUGGAAAAAAAAUCGGUGUACUAAAGGGCAAUAAUUUCCUCAUCAACUAUAUAUAAAAGCAAACAAAAUGGGAUAGGAAAUGAUCAAUACAAAAAAAUAUAUUCAUAACAUGAGCCAGCGUGUAGUAAAAUGAGCCAAUCACAGGCCAGUUCGAACAGAAGGGUGACUAGCGAAUAGUCCAUGCAAAUAAACACAAGAUCGACGAGUGAGCAACGGAAAAUAUCAAGGGGCUAAAUAGAAAAUAAUGCACAACACAAGAAGUUUAUGAGAAUUAUCAGCCCUUCCUCACGAAGGGGGGUGACGUCACCAAGAAAAGUAGUGACGUCACGAAAGAAAGAGUGACGUCACGGUGAAGAGUGGAUGAGUCACGGAGAGGAGAAACAUCAUAAGGGAAGAAAAUGGGCGGAGCAUUGGCAGGCGAGACCCAGGUGACGGAGGAUGAGAAGGCGCAAGCAAAAGAAUCACGCGAGUUCUCCAUUCCCAAGAAAUACGAGCCAUCCGAGCAGAGGCGGUCCUCGUCAGUCGUCUCGUCAAACAUCGGAGCCAUCGACACAACCGCCUACACUCAGUGUAACGAGCUCGCCAUCGCACUAGCACAGCCGCCCGAGCCUCCCCCUCUAGGGACGCUACUCUUCGAGGCGCGCUACCAAAAGUACGAAGAGCAACUGACAAUUCACCUGAUUGGUGCAAAGCGACUUCCGGUCAGACAUCACGUGAUCGAUGUCGGCGACUGCCCGCAUUAUGACGUCAUGCCAUGUGACCCUAAAGUGCUGGUUUGUCUCUUGCCGGAUGAGAAACCUGUGCUAGAGUCGUACGUAAAGCAAUCCACGUGGGACCCCAACUUCGAUGAGACGUUCGUUUUUAAACUGAAUACGAAUGAGGUGAAGGAGAAGACGCUGCGCUUUUCGGUGUACGACUGUACAAGGCUACAUAAGCUAUGCCCCAUCGGCCACACCCUUUUCUCUCUCAAGGGGCAAGACCUGGACGGGACGAUGGCCGUAGAGAGAGCGAUCAAGCCCCAAUGUCAGACGUACGGGCACAGUCGUGGUGAGAUUUCCUUGUCUCUUACGUACAACCCCGGUACCUCAAGGCUGGUGGUGGGUGUGCGACAAGCACGCAACAUACUACAAUUUGAAGGCCACGCCCAUAAAGAGUACUUUGUCAAGAUCAGUCGCAUCCAUCUAAACCGCAAAGUGAAGACCAAACGAACGCCAUCAACCGACGGCGAUGCAAGCCCCAUCUUUAAACACGACAUGUCAUUCAACAUUCCCACAGAACAGCUGAGUGACUCGUGCCUAGUCCUCUCGCUGAUGAACCAUGGGGUUGUGCGAGGCUCAACCACUAUUGGCCGUGUGGUCCUGGGGCCAUAUGUGUUUGGCAGUGGGAAUGAGAGGAGUCACUGGGGAAGAAUGAUCCGCUCGCCCUUAAACACUAUUGAACAAUGGCAUUCAUUGUAUUUAUAAAGCUGUGGACAUGGCCAAAAAAUGCUGGAAACCGAUUUGCUGAGGACUAUUGGGGUUUUGGCGGUAGCAGGGUUUUUUUUAGGGAGAAAUGGAAUUAUUUUCUAUUCUAUAUAUAACUUUUCUUCAUUGAGCCUGAGGCUAAAUUAUGAAUCUAUAUUUUCAAGGAUGUCAACAGUGCAGUUUUAAUAUGACACCUUUUUAGUACCAAACUGAUACAUACAUCACGGGGAAUAGACGAAAGAAUAUUAUUAAACUCAGUUAUCAAAUGA